This is a messenger RNA of Zychaea mexicana, 1384 nucleotides long. RefSeq names its product kinase-like domain-containing protein. The transcript has 7 exons. The record is from RefSeq and is a predicted model, not a curated record. NCBI's taxonomy places the organism in Eukaryota, Fungi, Mucoromycota, Mucoromycetes, Mucorales, Lichtheimiaceae. The coding region runs from base 1 to 1263 and encodes 420 amino acids. Gene Ontology annotation, molecular function: ATP binding; cyclin-dependent protein serine/threonine kinase activity. Gene Ontology annotation, cellular component: nucleus. Gene Ontology annotation, biological process: protein phosphorylation; regulation of mitotic cell cycle.
AUGUCAACGAUAAAGAAAUCAAAAUGGGAAUCAGACGAAGAAGAAUCCGAACAAAAACCACAACAAAAACGCAUAAAGAAGACAGUCAAACAUAAAUCUUCUCCACAUCAGCAAUCUGAUCUUCUCGUUCAUCAGUACCAACCGACUGCUGCACCUGCAUUUAAACAACCUGCUUUCCUUGCUGAAUGUCGACAUGUCGACUGUUAUGAGCGAUUAAACCGUAUUGAAGAAGGAUCCUACGGUAUUGUGUUUCGCGCACGAGAUCGCGAAACGGGAGAUAUCGUGGCUCUCAAAAAACUCAAGCUCGAGAAGGAAAAGAACGGGUUCCCAGUGACCAGUUUGCGCGAAAUAUACACGUUGAUGAAUGCAAAACAUCCAAAUAUCGUCAACGUUCGUGAGAUUGUUAUGGGAAAUCACUUAGAUCAAGUAUUUAUUGUCAUGGAUUUUAUCGAGCACGAUUUGAAGACACUCAUGACAGAUAUGCGAACGCCCUUUUUACAAUCCGAAGUAAAAACGCUAAUGCUACAGCUCUUGUCCGCCGUGGCACUGUUACACGACAACUGGAUGAUACAUCGAGAUUUAAAGACGAGCAAUUUGCUGUUGAACAAUCGUGGAGAGAUCAAGGUCGCCGAUUUUGGUUUGGCAAGGAAGUAUGGAAGUCCACUCGGCAACAUGACGCAGCUUGUCGUGACCCUAUGGUACAGAGCUCCUGAGCUAUUGCUUGGAACAAAAGAAUACACAACCGCCGUUGAUAUGUGGUCUAUUGGAUGCAUUUUUGCUGAAUUGGUCAACAACGAACCACUCAUUCAAGGACGGAGCGAGAUUGAUCAAGUUGACAAGAUUUUUAAAUUACUUGGUGUGCCAAAUGAAAAACAAUGGCCAGAGUUUAUGGAUUUGCCGCAUGUCAAGAACAUUGCAUUGGAUAACUGGCAACCAUACAGCACUUUACGAAGCAAGUUUCCUUAUUUGACAGAAUCCGGCAUGGAUUUGUUGUCCAGCCUUUUGACUUAUGAUCCAAAGAAACGGAUUACAGCCGACGAGGCAUUGCAGCAUCCAUACUUCAGUGAAAGUCCCCUUCCCAAAGACCCUGCAUUAUUCCCCACAUGGCCAUCCAAAGGUUCCGGUGAAAAGAAAAAAGUAUAUAGUCCAUCGGCGCCACAAGCAGCUCAUGCAGGGCUUGACGAGGAAGAGGAUACGAGUUUGGCAGGAACGUUAUUUGCAGGACAAUCCGAAUCGGCAGGCUUCCGAUUAAAGUUAGGAUAGCUGUAAUAAUAGAAAGUUAACCUUUUUGUCUAGACACAAUUUGUGUGCAUCGUCGUCCAAUAGAGAUAAUGGAAGGGUACUAAUAAACGUUAGCGAAGGCGUAGGUGUUAUGAUUUAUAGC